CGGCAGUAGCUAGAACUUCGUAGUGAUGAACGAGAGGGCUAGGGCGCUAGAUUCAUAACAAAUUUGUGGAAAAAUUAUACAUUUUUGAUUAAAGUGUGUGUUUAUUUACGAGCAACAGAAAAAGUUAAUGAUGGAAAAGAUUUCUCGAAAACUUGAACAAUCCAAAGGAAAUGCUUUUUUACUUCACCAGGUGUUUAGCGAUGUGGAGCAACAAUUAACAAACAAACUCAUGGAACUAGAUCGUAAAGAUGGUGAAAAAAUUAUUGAAUUAACUUUCUUGUGGAAUCAUUGUGGAGACCCAGACUACGCAGUUGCUUUUGAGGCCAGCCAUGCUGUUCUCAACUUGACCCUUAACGGACACCUUGGAAUACAUGAAAGUAUUACUGCAUUACUCUCAAGUGCUUCCACAGCCAGACAUUAUGGUCUCUUGACUGAUACUGUUGCACAGUUAAUGCUUCGAGGAUCAUAUCAGGGAGGACGACAUCCAUUCAUUUCGUUGUACGAAAUGCAACCUGAGUCUUGGCCUUACAUAAUGCAACAAAUCAGCAACAUCAUUUCAUGUGGAAUUUUUGAAGUUCAAGCACUAAAGGAAAUUAAACCAUUUGUGAUUUACACUUUAUGCCAUGGAUGCUAUGAAGCACGUACUUCUCUUCUGUGCAUACUUGUAGGAAAGUUGCAUGUUGGAAAUAAUCCAUUAAUCGUUGAUUGGUUAUUGGAAACUUUGGUGUGGCAGCAUCAACAGAAUCAUGAAAAAAUCAGCACCAACUUCCACCUUGUGUGUGUACAGCAGUUGUGUGAAUAUGCUAUUACACAUAAAGGUGAAGAUGAUUUAGCUAGCAUAUUAGCUAUCCUCUUAACAUCAGCCAUGCAAACAUGUCACAACAAAUUUGGAAUCGGGAUUCACCACUGUGUUUUUUUGCUGAAACAGCUCGUCGACAACUGCGCAUUAGAAGUGGAACCAAUCGCGGUGAUGGUAGGUCAGUUUCUGAUGGGGUGCCAUGCCAACUGCUAUGAACCUCUUUUAGAUCUUUGCCGAAGCCUUGCAAAAAAGCACUGCAACUCGUACGUCUGGGGUAUACUUCAAUGUGCGAUCUUGCCUAUAUUCCCGUAUUCAACCAAAUUGGAAUCGAGUGUGAUGGAAAUUGUUGAGUCAACACCAACGCCGUUUUUGACAUCCGAUAAGGCUACACCGGAUAGCAUUAAGUCAACGCGGUAUAUUCAUCAUUUGUCUCGUACGGAGCCGAGCAUACAAAUAGCAUUAGCUACAGCAGAACUCGCUAAACGCCUUGAGCAUCAUUCGCCACCAAAUCUUUCGGAUUCUUGUCGGUCAUGCGAUCGCUCGUCGUUAACCGAUGCAAUAUUUUUAUUGAAUUGCGCUGUAUUUUGGCGUUCAGGGGACAUUUCUGCAUUAGAAGCUGCUAUCGAAUACGUUUCGUCCACAAAGUUGUAUGCAAAAUCGUUGCUUACACUACUUUUGAAGAAACUAACUGCACCUUCAAACGGAAAAGCAAAACUUGCCAUUCUUUAUCAUCUCCCUUCCUUAGCAAUAGACAAGACCUGCGUACCACGAGUGCUCCAGAUUUUUGAGGCCUUGUCUUCUAGCCCACAGCUAAGACCUGUGAGAACUCGAUUACUUGCUGAAUUGUGGAAAGUAGAGGAUCGUGUAUACCCGUAUUUGGAGAAAGUUUUGAAUACGGACCAACAACAAACAGAAGAAUUCCUUAUUGCGAAAGCGACAGCAAUUGACAUCAUAUGUAAAAAUAGAUCAGACAAGUAUGGGGCGGAACUGCUAUCCAUAAUUUCGGAUUUGCUCAACUCUUCUCUUGGCAAAAUAAGCACUGUCAGCAGUGCCACAAUUGCCACUCUGUCCCUCCGCAGUCUUAUAUCGUUGUGCCGUGCCGAAGUUGUUGAUCUAAAAUCCGUAUGGGAUCUUCUAGCACCAAAACUAAAUCAGGAUAAUCGAACGUCUGUAGUAUCUGAAGUGUGCCAUUUACUUGGACUGACAGCCGAAUUGAGGAUCGACAAUGAGGAAUAUGACGAAUUUAUCCACCAAGCCAUAACAACAUUGUUUAAAAUAUCCACCACGGCGAGUUCACCGGAAGUACGUUGCAUAGCGCUCAGAUCGCUAAGUCGUUUUCCCAAGAAAGAUUUCAAUUUGAAAUGCAUGCCGGAUUCGAGCAAGGACGAUUUGAAAGUGCCUGCGAAAUAUCUGCCACCUGGUAAAACAGAAACGGUCAUUAAAGCUGAAGAUGUACUCGACUACCUUCCUGGCCUAUGUUGGAUGAAACUUAUGGAUUUCUAUGAUGACGAAAUUGUAAUGAAUGGUUUCGCCGCUCUGCUGUCUCAUCUAAUCGAAGAAGAAAUCCGGUCUAUGCCGAUCUGGAUUUAUAAAAAGGCAGCUAACGAUGCCACGAAGAAAAACGAACCACCCAACUAUUCUUCUUCACUGAAAGAAGACAGUGUCCUGGCGGCCUUGGUAGUCUACAUACAGCGAAUUUGCGAAAUCAAUUCAGUCAGUCGAGUGCGGAUGUCCGUUGCCUUUAAAGUGCUUACAGGACCGUUUGAAAGGCCUUUACCUCCGCUUAACUGGAUGUCACUUUUGCCAAUUGCGCAGCAAUACGAUCUGGAACCGGAGUUCAUGGAAAUUGUGUUAAAUCAAGUUCCUCACUCGUUUUCCGCCCAGACUAUUGCCGAAAAUCUGUUCAUCAAAAAUCCUCUAGACGGAAAAUCAGCCGUAGUGGCUCUUUCGUACCUGGGACCUAUCUGUAAGGCGCUGCCGGUAAAAUCUGUGCAAGAUUUCCUUUAUGUGGUGCUGGACAAUGAACAAACGCAGAUUUCAGGAAUCUUAACUCGAUUACGGCAUUCCUUAAAUACGGCUGAUCAACAAAUCCCAGCUGAAGUGAAGGAAACUAUUGCCAAUAUUCUAGUGAAACUGUUUCCAAUUCUAGCUGAUGAUUUCCGAUCUCUGAAACAUUUUGCAAGUUGUUUUUGCCUAGUUUCUGGCGCGCACCGCCCAUUAUGCGCUCCGUCGAAGAGCACAGCUAAAAAGUUGAUUGCAACGCUUCUCUUUGCCUCAAACGAAUCCCACUCUAAAACGGCUUUAGAAUUUCUGCUGAAAGGAUUGCAAGUUGCGCUCUAUUUACCUCAGUUGGACAAUGAAAUCGUGGAACUUGUUCACCAGUGUAUUGGUGCGAAUUUCAAAUCGUCGCACAGCUUCCUUUUGCAGUUCCUGUCGUACAUUCAACUUACUGCGCUGAAACCUCUUGGUGAAGAUCAGAAUUUUCUUAAUCUGAUGGAUAUAUUUGCUCUGGUCGUGGCCGUCAUGUCUGAUACGCUAGUGUUCCAUCGCCAACUGAGCAAGGAAGGUCAGUUCACGAAAUUAAGAGAAAAUCUUUGGGAAUAUUUCUCACUUGGCAUGAGUCAUCUAUUCGGCCAGCCACAAUGGGCUGUAGUCAAGAAAAACAUGCAAGAUUGGAUUUUGACAAUGUUAGGCAACGAAUACGUGAAUACUGAGCUGAGAGGCAAACUUCUGAACGUUCUUCCUUCCACAAUUGGCAUAGAUAAAGAAGUUUUUAUUCGAAUCGUGGCAAUUUGAAGAUUAAUACUCAUUUUAACCGUACGAGAUUCCAACGAGACAGACAAAAUUACCGCCAUCCUGGAAUUAGUGGAUGCUGUCUCAGGUUCCCCAACGGUAUUCUGACGUGCAAGAAAAAAAGCUAUUUGAAAACAUUU
Messenger RNA from Daphnia carinata, 3732 nucleotides. RefSeq names its product focadhesin-like. Lineage: Eukaryota; Metazoa; Arthropoda; Branchiopoda; Diplostraca; Daphniidae. The coding region runs from base 128 to 3595 and encodes 1155 amino acids. The transcript has 13 exons. The record is from RefSeq and is a predicted model, not a curated record. Gene Ontology annotation, biological process: regulation of post-transcriptional gene silencing.